Onychostoma macrolepis is the source of this 4483-nucleotide messenger RNA. RefSeq names its product phosphatidylinositol-4-phosphate 3-kinase catalytic subunit type 2 gamma (gene pik3c2g). The coding region runs from base 398 to 4345 and encodes 1315 amino acids. Gene Ontology annotation, molecular function: phosphatidylinositol binding; 1-phosphatidylinositol-3-kinase activity; 1-phosphatidylinositol-4-phosphate 3-kinase activity. Gene Ontology annotation, cellular component: plasma membrane; phosphatidylinositol 3-kinase complex; cytoplasm. The record is from RefSeq and is a predicted model, not a curated record. NCBI's taxonomy places the organism in Eukaryota, Metazoa, Chordata, Actinopteri, Cypriniformes, Cyprinidae. Gene Ontology annotation, biological process: cell migration; phosphatidylinositol-mediated signaling; phosphatidylinositol-3-phosphate biosynthetic process. The transcript has 32 exons.
GUGUGUGUGUGUGUGUGUGUGUGUGCGUGCGGGAGGAGCAGCAGCUCGUGAGGGGUUCGCGCUGAAAAUACCUGAGCGCUACCUGUUUGAUUCAGUCUUAAAAGUAGUUUGAUGUAAAAUAGUCCAAAGGAGUCUUUUAUUCCGAAUCAGAUUAAUCUCACGCGAGACGAUUCAAGAUCCGGUGCGAUAAGAGAGUGAAAGUAAAACAUGCUCAAACGUUUAUUCUAUAAUGUUUCUCUUUUAACAGAUGAUCAGAUGGAAUAAAUAUUUAUCACCGGCCUGUCAGCGAUGACAUAAAACCGGACUCAAUCAUUCCACGUGAUAAAAGAGAUACAGCUCAUCGUAUCCAUCCAGCUUUCUGUUUGCUUUAAUAAAUGCGGACUGGCUCUGAGAUCCGAUGGAUCCAUGUGAAGAUCCCGCUGGAAGACCUGAGGAUCAUGAGCUCCAGGGGUGGGAUGUCUUCUCACAGCAGGAUUAUUUGGAUUUAUACACAUCCCUUUCUGAUUCCGCAGAAGAUCGGAGGACUCGAGAGCAGGUGAAUGAGGAAACAGCUGGAGCAGCUCCACUAAACAGGUCCAGUCCAGAGCUGAGACAACCCAUCACGACCCAGACCUGUGGCACCACGGACUUUUGGGACAUUAAUUUAAUUGAUUCAGCACAAGGCAGUAACAGUAGAACUGCAUCGCUCUGCACAUCAGCGUCGCAACUACUAUCAGAAUAUGUGCUCAAUCACAAUGAGUGUAACUCGAGCGUGGUGUGGGCCCGCGUGGCCCCUGUGCACGAGUCUCUGCUGGAGUCCGCUGAACUUCUCUUCAAUGUGUCCGUGCCAUGGCUGCCCGUGGAACUACCGUACAGAAGCAGAUUAAACAGCACAGCCCGGGAGCUGAUGGAGGGAGUUUUGGUGACUCUAGAUCAUUCUGCCUCAGUCAGUGGACAUUACCUGAUGAAACUCUGCGACUCAGAGGAGUAUCUCAGAAGUGAUGAAAUCUUGGGAUUGUAUGAACGCAUCCAGGUGUAUCAGAAGUUUGCUUCGGAUGUUCCAGUGAGGAUGGUGCUCAAGGACUCCGUUGACAAAACACUGACACGAGAUGAGGAAGAUGACCGGCAGGUGUUUCACUUUAAUCAAGUCCUUGCUUCUGCUUGUGCAUUCAACACUAUAAGGUCAUGUCUGCAGGAGAAACUGAGCAGCUACAGCCAGGAAGUAAACAAGCUCUUGAGAAGCCGGUGUGGUGGAGUGAGGGAGGUUGUGGAGAGCGUUCAUGCCGUGUGUGAGCAGCUGUGUGGCGUCACUACAGUAGAUCUGGAGGAGGCUGUCGGACGGCUCCAGCGCUUCGCUCCAGUCACACUGACUCGAGCUGAAAUGUGUGACUGUGAAACUGCUGCAGUCAUGCUCCAUCACGCUCUGCUGAAGCUGCUGCACAUUUUCUUCACAAACUUUGAUUUGGACUUCAGAGGACAGGAGGACCAUCCGAAUCCACCUACAGCAGACGUCACGCUCCACAGCUGCAUGCUGCAGGUCAGCCUGACGUGCCUCUACAGACUGCUGCCCGGUUGGAUAAACAGUUAUGAUCACUUCAGCGUGAGCUGCUCGCUCACGUACUGCGGCAGGAAUCUGACUGAACCUGUUCUGUCUGAGAACAUCAGCACAUCACUGCAACUCAGCUGCAAGAUCCAGUGCAACCGGCUAUUGGUGUUUCCCGUUCCAGUAAAGGAACUUCCAUAUGAAGCGAUGUUAUCUUUUCAUCUACUGGGCUCAAAACAGGCCAAAACCCCCGAGCUCCUGUGCUGGGCGGUCCUUCCUCUUUUUAACAACAGGACUCUAGUUCGUGGCACAGUUCUGCUCAGUAUGUCCACACAGGUGCCGCCCGUCUGUCCUCCGUCACCGGCACUGAGUGACAUCCAUCGACAGCCCACUGGAGUCAUUCUACAGAUUGAUUUCCCGGAGUCUGAGCAGUGGCGAUAUGAGCGAGUGGCGGCUGGGCCCGAAUCAGUCCUGGAGUCGGCGCUGUGUGAAGAGCUGCAGAAGAGAGUAACAGAAGUGUGUCAGAAACACUGCCUAUCGCUCAUGACUGACAAUGAGAAGGCCUUCCUGUGGAGCAAGCGGCACAUCUGCAGUCAGAGGAACUCGCGCCUGUACUUGGUUUUGGGCAGCGCGCCGCAGUGGAGACCGCAGAACCUGCCGGAAAUAUACUCCGUCCUGGAGCGCUGGAGCCCCGUGAGCGCCGAGGAGGCCCUGUUCCUCCUGAGUGAUGAGUUUCAUGACCAGUAUGUGCGGUCAGCGGCUGUGCAGUGUUUGCAGCAGAUGUGUGACAGUGAGCUGGAGGAGUUUCUGCCGCAGCUGGUGCAGGCUCUGAAGAUGGAGUGGGACAUCGAUGGGCCGUUGAUGAAGCUUCUGCUCUCAAGAUCUUUGCACUGCAUCCGUAUCGCUCAGCAGCUGUACUGGUUACUCGUGGACUCUCUGGACGACUGGCUCUAUAAGAGUUGGAUGAAUAAGGUUCUGUCGGCGCUGAAGCACUGCUGCGGUCGCGCUCUGAGACACGAGCUUCAGCGCCAGAGCAGAUUGGUGGAUCUUCUCACUCAAGUGGCGGAGAAAAUCCGUACAGCUGACAAAACCAAGAGAAAGGAUGUGUUUAGCCAAGAGAGAGGGAAGAUUGUGAGCUUUUUUGCAGAUGGACAGUCCUGCAGGCUUCCGUUAGAUCCAGCGGUUGUGGUCAAAGGUGUGAAUAUUGAGUCUUUUAAGGUCUUUAAUUCAAACGCAGCGCCCAUGGAAGUGUCCUUCAUCACCGCUGACCCGCUGGGCCAGAACUACAGCCUCAUCUGCAAAACCGGAGAUAACCUGCGGCAGGACAUGCUGGUGCUGCAGAUCGUGCACGUUCUGGACCGCAUGUGGAGACUGGAGGGACUGGACAUGAGGAUGGUCACCUACAGAUGCAUUUCCACUGGACGAGAUCAAGGUUUAGUGGAAGUGGUGCGUGACGCCGUGACGCUGGCAAAGAUUCAUCAGGAGUGGGGUCUGUCUGGAGCGCUGAGGGAAGACACACUAGAGAAAUGGUUCCAUAUGAGGAACAAGACCAAAGAGGACUACGAGAAGGCCGUAAUGAACUUCCUUCACUCCUGCGCCGGCUGGUGUGUCGCCACAUUCAUUCUGGGCAUCUGCGACCGCCACAACGACAACAUCAUGAUCAAACACAGCGGCCACAUGUUCCACAUCGACUUCGGCAAGAUCAUGGGUAAUGCGCAGAAGUUCGGUAGCAUCAAGAGAGACCGGACGCCGUUCAUCUUCACGCCAGAGAUGCAGCGCUUCAUCACGGGCGGCGGGGAGAAUCCGCAGCGCCUGCAUCGCUUCGUGGAGCUGUGUUGUGAUGCAUACAACCGUCUGCGCAGACGCUCCGCUCUGGUGCUCGCUUUGCUGCAGCUGAUGCUGGCGGCCGGUAUUCCUGAACUGAAGGACAUCCAGGACCUAAAAUACGUUCACAAAAAACUGAGACCUCAUGACUCUGAGCUGGAAGCCACUUCAUAUUUUACUAAAAAAAUCAAGGAGAGCAUGGAGAGUUUCCCAGUCAAGUUAAACUUCCUCAUCCACAAUAUGGUGCAGUUUUCCUCCGUCAAGCGUUCUGAAGCGCAGGCUAACAGCCAGAUCUCCUCCAACGCUAACAUACAGGAGGCUGUGAUUCAGAAAUAUACAGUGAACGGCAAAGACGUGACGUACGAGCUGAAGGUGACGAUUGAAGACGGAUACCUCAUCGUUCAGAAGAGCUUUGCUCAGUUUGAGAUGCUCCACAAGCUGCUGCAGAAGCACUUCAUCGAGUCCACGCUCCCAAAGUUCCCCAGCUGGUUUAACAUGUCCUUUACAGCGAGCAGGAAGAUGUCUCUUCUGAACAAGUAUCUGAAGGAGCUGUUCGAAGGGCCCUGCAAAGGAAACGAAUACGUCUGUAGCCUGUUUCUGGACGGACCGAACGCUGCUGUCAAGACAGAAACGGAUGCUCAUCUCCGACCGCAGAUUCAGCUCUACCUGUCUUAUAAAGACUAUAAGUUAUCUGUGAUGAUAAAGCAUUUGAAAAAUAUUAGGUUGUCUAGCGGCGCGUGUCCGGACGCCUAUGUGGUCACGCGACUAAGACCCGACCCACAGGACAAGAGCAAGAGGAAGACCAAAGUGGUCCGCAGCAAUGACAAUCCCACGUUCAAUGAGCUGAUCGAGUACAGGAACGUGCCCAACCUCCACGGCCACGUGCUGGAGGUGACGGUGAAGAGCAGGAAGACUUUUGUAGCGGCUACAAACGUGGUUCUGGGAGACAGAGUUCUGGACCAGGAGAAGUGGUUUCCUCUGGGCUUCUCGGCUGUGUAAAGAUCAGCAUUCACAGAACCAUCAGCUACGUGCUUCUGAUGGACAUUAUGUGUGAGGGAGGACAAAUGUUGAUCAGUAUUAACAGAACUCAUUAAUGAAGAACAGUCCAGAUGCCAGGCCUGGUUUCUCCCAAGCUGU